Messenger RNA from Durusdinium trenchii, 1425 nucleotides. Lineage: Eukaryota; Dinophyceae; Suessiales; Symbiodiniaceae. The record is from the annotation of a GenBank genome assembly.
AUGAAGCUGUUGAUCGAACUGUUGAUGCAGCCAAACCCAACUGCUCGAGAGGCCAAUGGCUUUUGGUACAUUCAGAAUGCCAAGAGUGAUGAUCUUCAGCCACCCCUGGCCAUACUCCUCAGCAGGUCAGGUGGGGCUGUGGGGCAGCCAGAUGGCCUUGACGGGUUGGGUUUGCCGGGCCCCGAGCAGCGUUUUCGCUCGGAGCCCUCGCUGGCUGUGCGUUUGGACUCCGUCAGCCCAUCGGAGGACGGGGAUCUGAGCAGCUGGCCGGACGGACCGGAUCUGAUUGAUGAAGCCAACCUUCGCAAGAGCCUGUCGACGGUUGAGCGGCCAGAGAAGCUUCUGGAGGUGACUGAGUCACUGGCUGCCCAGAAGCUUCUGCGCCGGGCAGAGGAGGCUGCUGCGAUCUUCGAUGCCACGGCUGCCCAGCUGCCGGGCAGCCGAGGCGGAGAGGUGCCAGAUCUUGCAGGACCGGAGCAGGUCGGUCCUGGCGCAGAGGAGCUUCAGGGCGCGGAUGCCGCCCUCCGCCGGCGCUUGUUGACCAAGAAGCGACGUCCCGUGUGGUCGCGCUGGACCGAGACCGCUGGACCGCUGGACCGAGACCGUGUGUCGCACGCGGAGAAAAAAGACCGAGGCAGUUGCACGGUGGGACGUGAGUUGCUGCUGCUGGAUUUGCAGUCUGACAACCCUCGGAAGCGCAUGGAGGCGGGCUUGGCUGUGGCCAAGCAGGCGGCAAUCGGCCUCCGGCACCAGGUGAAUUUGGUGGAUGCUGGUCUGGUGGAGCCGCUCGUGCGACAACUGAAGGAGGGCACCGGCGAUGAACGCGUCGCGGUGGCCACGGCCUUGUCGCGCCUCGCGCGGCGGAACCCCACUGGGCAGCUGGAGAUCGUGGUGGCCGGUGCGGUCACACCGUUGCGGAAGCAGCUGUUGGCCGCUACGGCCAUCCAGCGGGUGGCUGCUGCUGUGUGCAUCAGCCGCUUGGUAGAGGGCAACCCGGAGACCCAGCGUGCCUUUAGCGUGGAGGGCGCUGGCCGGUUGCUGGUGGGGAUGCUGAAUGCUCAGACAUACGAAGAGCGGAUCCAUGCCGCGGUCGCCUUGGGCCAUUUGGCCACCGAGAACGACGAGACGCAGGCACGCCUUGUGGAAGGCGGCGCGGUGGAGAAGUUGGCUGAGCUGCUGAAAGCAGAAGACGGCCUCGAGCGGGACUGCGCCUCCUUUGCCCUAGCCAACACCUUGCAAUUGAGCUAUGAUCAAAUCGUGAAGGACGUGGCCGAGGCGCAGGAAGUGGACGUGGCCAUCCAGAUUUGGAACAACAACCUCAACGGACGGAAACGGCAGACCAUGAUCCAACCGAAGAAGAAUCCCAAGUUCUUCUUCAGGAGCAAUGUCAGCAGCAGUGCCUUGAAUCAAGCCGAGGACACCUAG